AUGCUUUCGCCCAACGCACUGCGCAUUCUCGAUGCAGUGGAUAUCUACAAGUCAAUCAAGCCUCUUGGCUUCGAGUUUACAAGUCUUCACUUCUACACCGACCAGCCGCUGGACUCGUACGAAUUCGGAGACCAUCAGAAGUACGGGUACGAUGCCUUGCGCAUCUACCGCUACGAAUUGAUCGACGCCCUUGUAUCAACCGUCAAAGAGAAGCAAAUACCUGUCGAAUAUGGCAAGAAAUUGGUCAAAGUACUCUCCGAGACCGAGACAAGCGUCACAUGGGAAUUCGAAGACGGCACAACCAGCCAUGCAGCUUGUCUCGUCGGAGCAGACGGUAUCCACUCGCGAGCGUCAGCCGCCGUUCCAACAAAGCAGCUUGUCAUUCCGGAGCCGUACGAUCUGCCCUUGACGAUCAUGAACCCGAAGCAUGGCGCCUUCGUCAUCGCUCCACAACUCAUAGAAGGUUCGGAGGUUCUAAUCGGCAAACAGAAGCGCGCCGGUGACCUCGAUCGCGAUGGAUGGAACAAGCUGUUGAAUGAUAAGCAAUGGUGUGUGCAUUUCCUGCGCGACGGAGCGGAGGAUUUCCCUGAAAUCGUGCAGACAGCGGUAUUAAACAUCCCGUUGAACAAGAUUAAUCUUUGGCCAUUCUAUGUCGUGCCGAAGCUUGACACAUGGACUUCCAAGCAUUCGCGUGUCGCCUUUGAGGAUGUUUACACGUAUGCUUUGAUUCUCGCGAAGUGCCGGGAGAAGACCCUUGAGCAUGGGCUUAAAAUCUGGCAGCAGGAGAGACAAGGGCGUGUCGAUCGGGUGUUGGAGCUCAAUGCGCAGAUUGAUGCGCGAAGGCUGCCGAGAGGAUCGACGCAGGUGGUCCCAGAGUUAGAGGUUAAGCCUUUUGAUCUGGAGUGGCUGUAUGCUCCUAGCUUUGAACAAAUGGUCGAUGGGUGGUUGGAGCAGGACUUCACCGCUUAG
This is a messenger RNA of Penicillium maclennaniae, 969 nucleotides long. RefSeq names its product FAD-dependent monooxygenase. Lineage: Eukaryota; Fungi; Ascomycota; Eurotiomycetes; Eurotiales; Aspergillaceae. The record is from RefSeq and is a predicted model, not a curated record. Gene Ontology annotation, molecular function: monooxygenase activity. Bases 1 to 969 code for a protein of 322 amino acids. The transcript is spliced from 3 exons.